GCAUUCAAGAAAUUGGCAUCUAUACGACAACGCAUCGAGCUGUGUUUCCAUCAAAAGUUCUCGGGACUUGCUUUAGAAUAGAACGUAAACUCGUUUUUGGAUUUGUGCUUUUUUAUCUUUUUUUAUGAGACUUCUUGACGAGUGGACUUCAUCAAAGUACAGCGAUUCGUUCGUGAAAAUAUUUUUGAAUUUGAUCGUAAAAACGGAUUACUCCUCUUCAAUUUAAGAAAGAUAUAUUUCGAAGAAACUUCAAUAUGUGGUAUUAUACCGAUAAGAAGGUUAUUUCGACAAGAACGGAAGUCGAUAUGAAUAUUCAAUUGGCAGAGUUUUCAGUCGCACAUACGUUCGAACGAUACGCAUAGAUGCGCAAUCGUCUUCGAAAACUUAUUCGGAUUAGUUCAGUGGUCCAUCAAGGAGUGCCGAUCAAAAGUAUUUUUUGUGCUAAAAGAAGAAACGAUGAAUAAGAAAGAAAAUUCGUCGUUUAUAGAUGAUAGUCGGAAAGAUGGCAGAGACGAGUAUCUCGCUAAAUGGGAGAUCGCACUUUUAACGACUAUAUUAUUUGUCACUGUCUUUGGAAAUAGUUUGGUAUUGUUUUCUAUCUAUUUAAGAAGAUAUCGUGCCCGUAAAAAACUCAGCAGAAUGUACUUCUUCGUUAUGAAUCUUAGCAUCGCAGAUUUAUUGACAGGUUUACUCAACGUCUUACCGCAACUCGCUUGGGAUAUCACUUACAGAUUCCAGGGAGGGUUGGUGCUCUGUAAGCUAGUGAAAUUCUUUCAAACGUUCGGCCCUUAUCUAAGUUCUUACAUUCUGACGGCAACGGCGAUCGACAGAUAUCAUGCAAUUUGUCAUCCUCUCAGUUAUUGCAGAUUUACGUCUAGAAAAUCAAAAAUAAUGGUUUAUUGCGCUUGGUCUCUCUCAUUGAUUCUGUGCAUACCCCAGUUAUUUGUGUUUUCGUAUCGAGAAGUAACGCCAGGAAUUUGGGACUGCUGGGCAACUUUUGACAUAAAGUUUGGCGAAAGAGCGUACGUCACAUGGUACAGUCUAAUGGUCUUCCUCUUACCAUUCAUCGUUCUGGUAUAUACCUACAUUGGAAUUUGCGUCGGUGUGUGGCAAAGUAAUAGAAUGUCCGGUGCUGCCGACGAUAGAACAUACAUUAGAAGUGUCAGUGGGUUGGCUCGUAAUCGAAGUUCAUUCAUUUCUAAGGCAAUGAUCAAUACCAUAAGGCAGACUAUAGCUGUAAUCACUCUCUAUGUUAUAACGAGCAUUCCGUUCAUCGGAUGCGAACUCUGGGCAGUCUGGGAUCCCGAAGCUUCUAAAUCAUCUUUCGUUAAUGGUCCCACGUUCACCAUCCUGGCUCUUUUAAACAGUUUAACCAGCUGCGUUAAUCCAUGGAUAUAUUUAUCGUUUAAUCAAGAACUAUGCGUAAUACUAAUGAAUUACUUCUGCAAUCGGCACGAAUAUUACGGUCACGGAAUAUAUUGCACUAACACAAACGACACAUCGACGAGGACAUCGUUGAUGUCCAGAAUAUCGCGAUAUGCUGGUUCAGUAAUAUUUCGCUAACGAAGAGAACUCGACGAUAUGUACAAGUCAA
Molecule: messenger RNA, 1594 nt
Organism: Vespula pensylvanica (western yellowjacket)
Lineage: Eukaryota; Metazoa; Arthropoda; Insecta; Hymenoptera; Vespidae
Product: vasopressin V1a receptor-like
Exons: 6
Coding region: 457-1563 (368 amino acids)
Biological process (GO): G protein-coupled receptor signaling pathway
Cellular component (GO): membrane
Molecular function (GO): peptide binding; vasopressin receptor activity
Source: RefSeq, a predicted model, not a curated record